AUGGAAGGUAUGGAAGGGAUGAAAGCGGAUGAGCCAAAUGAACAGCAUGAAAGCGGACCACAACGGAUCACAAGUAUGAAAGCGAUGAAAGGUAUGGAAGGUAUCAAAGCGGAUGACCGGAAUGAAAAGUAUGAAGGCGGAUCACAAUAUGAACGGCAUGAAAUGGAUGAAAACGAUGAACGCGAUGAAACCGAUGAACGAGAUGAAAUGUAUGAAAAGUAUGAAAGCCAUGGAAAGUAUGAAAGCGAUGAAAACGAUGAAAACGAUGAAAACGAUGAAAGCGAUGAAAACGAUGAAAACGAUGAACGAGAUGAAAUGUAUGAAAACUAUGCAAGAGAUGAAAAGUAUGAAAGAGAUGAAAAGUAUGAAAGCCAUAGAAAGUAUGAAAACGAUGAAAGCGAUGAAAACGAUGAACGAUAUGAAAUGUAUGAAAAGUAUGAAAGAGAUGAAAAGUAUGAAAGCCAUGGAAAGUAUGAAAACGAUGAAAGCGAUGAAAGCGAUGAAAACGAUGAACGAGAUGAAAUGUAUGAAAACUAUGGAAGAGGUGAAAAGUAUGAAAGCGAUGAAGAGUAUGAAAGCGAUUGA
Messenger RNA from Didymodactylos carnosus, 585 nucleotides. Lineage: Eukaryota; Metazoa; Rotifera; Eurotatoria; Philodinida; Philodinidae. The record is from the annotation of a GenBank genome assembly.